Plasmodium relictum is the source of this 2730-nucleotide messenger RNA. RefSeq lists its product as hypothetical. The record is from RefSeq and is a predicted model, not a curated record. Bases 1 to 2730 code for a protein of 909 amino acids. Lineage: Eukaryota; Apicomplexa; Aconoidasida; Haemosporida; Plasmodiidae. The transcript has a single exon.
AUGAAAAAUUAUAGUAAGGAAAUAAUGCUCAUGAAAAAGAAAAAGGAUAGUAACUUUACUAAAGUAAAUAAACUAUUAGAAAAAAUUAUAAAUCUUCUAAAAUUAUAUAUAAAAGAGAGAAUUGAAAUAGCUAAGCAAGAUAAUCCUGUAUACACUGAGACUUUUAUUAAAAUUCUUGAUGACAAUAUUUGUUAUAUAUUCAACUUAUUAAUGAAUAAUAAAGAUAUCAAAACUUAUAUAAAAAAAGUAAUUGGCAUGAAUAAUGAUUUAACUGAUAACGUUUUACAUUAUUCUGAAUUACAUUUUUUUAUAUCUCAUGAAUCUGAGUUAUUUUUUAAGAAGUUGAAGAACGAAGUAUCAAUAUGUAAAAGAAUUAUUAAACAUAUAUCAGAUGUAAGUUUCCUUUUAAAAUAUUAUACGUACUGUAUUAGAUUAAAUGAAACUAAAAGAAAAAAUAUAAUUGAUAAUCUAUCCUUUGUUAAAAAUUUAUUUCUUAAGAAUUUUGAAAAUUUUCAGAACAUUUCUGAUGAAAUUAAUAAUGAAAUAUUUUUCAAAGUAAUAUAUUCCAUGCUAAAUUUAAAAAAUAUAAACGAAUAUGAAACAAUAGAACUACAAGAAUCCGUUUCAAUUAUAAAAGAAAUAAAUAACAUUUCUUCUAAUUCAAGUAAUACUACAGAAGAGUCAGUGUUAUAUGCUGUACGUAAAAAAGGAAUUGAUAAUAUUGAAAUAUCUUCUAGUAUAAGUAAUAUUUCGGAAAAUUCAAUUUCUUAUACUGAUUAUAAAUCAGGAAUUCAUGAUAAUGAUACUUUUGUAUUGAAAAACGAAGAAAUAAUGCAAAAUACUACAAAUGAAAUAGAAAAUAUAAUAACGAAUGUUUUGGAUCAUAGUAUUAAUAAAACCAAUAAAAAAUAUUGUUAUUUAAGUAACAACAAUUUAGGGAAAAGUUCAAUGAUAUCUCAAAAUAAGAUGGAUUUAGCACACCACUUUAAUAUAUAUAGUAGAGAAGAAGAUUGUAAUAUACAGAAUACAUGGCAUGAAGAAUUGAAUCCUAAUAAAAAUAUGACAAGAAAGAAUAUAAGAGUAUUUGAAGAAAACUUCUCCUUUAAGAAAAAUAAUUUAGAAUCCGAAAAUUAUAUUAAAAAAGGUACUUUUCUUGGUUUUAAAGAUAUUAAAGAUGAAUGCUUGAAUAAAUACGAACAGAAAAACUUUUAUAUAUCUCAAAAAAAUGAUAAUAAAUUAGGAGACAAUGCAAUUUAUUAUAAUAAAGAUAAUAUAAAAAAUGCUAAAAUCUCUAAAGGAAUACUUAAUAAUAAUUGUAUUGAUAAUAUAUGUUAUAAAGAAUGCAAUACUAUAAUGCACCUAAUAAAUUAUACAAAAACUGUUAUGUAUAAACUAAAAGAUAGUUACGCAAAAGAUGUGCAAAUAUCUGAACAAUUUUCUAAUUAUUAUUAUUAUGGAAAAAAAAUUAAAUACCUAUUUCCUGAGUAUAGUUUUUCAAUGUGCAAAAAAAUUGUUGCUGCUUUUGAAGAAUUAAAUGAGAACCCCAUUUAUGAAUUGUCUAGAUUACACAUUAUUGAGCAAUUUUGUAAAAAGAAUAAUUGCGAAAAAAAAAAUAUACCUAAAAUAUUAAGGUUAGAUUUAAGAGAAACAAUAAUAGAUAUAUGUGAAUUGAUUGAAGAAAUAGAAUUAUUAGAUAUUUAUGAAAUAAUUGAUAAAUAUAAAAAUAUACAUAUAUAUAAAAAUGGAUUUAUUUCCUACUAUGAUGUGAAACAUCCAUUUGUUUGUACUUUGUUUAAAUUUGAUGCUCUUUUGUGUAAUUUUGUAGAUAAAUUACAAAAAUAUUCUAUAAUUACAACAUAUUUUGAUUACGAUGCAGAUAAAAUUAUUAGAAAUUAUUCAUCUCAAAUAAGUUAUUGUUUUAGGAAAAUAAAUUAUUAUCUUAAUAAAUUCUCAAAAUUAUGUGUAUCUAUAGAUUAUAAAUGGAAUAGUAUACCUGAAAUAAAAUAUGAUUUUCAAAAAAUAAAAAGUGAAAAUGAAGUAGAUGUAUCAAUUAAUGAUAAAAUAUUAAAUGGUGUUCUUUUGAAAUAUAAAAAAUCUAUUGAAGAUGGCACUUAUAAUCCUCAUCCUAAUUAUGAUUUCACAGUUCCUGGUGCAUUUUUCUGUAUUUAUCUAUACACAACAGAUAUAUAUUCUAAAGUAUGCAGUUCAUUAAUUGAACGCAAUGUUGAAAUUACAAAAGAAAAUAAUUUAAUUAGUAAAAUAAUUUUUAAUAAAUAUGGUAUUGAUCUUUCAACUAAUACUCUUAAAACUUUAGAUACUGAAUUAGAAAAUUAUAAUCAACAAAGAAAACAAGAAUCAUCAAAUAUACCUAUACAAGCAAUUAUUAACAAUAAUAUAAUUAUAGAAACUAAAAAAUUAUUAUUUAUUAAUAACAAUAAAAUAAAAAAAAUAUCAGCAGAAUUAAUUUAUUCCGAUGAUAAAAAUAAUACUUCAGAAGAAACAUGUAGUUAUGACCACCUUAAAUUUAUUAAAUCAGAUGUUCCUAAAUUAGAAACAUUUCCAAAAUUAUAUGAUGAUUGUAUAUCUCAAAAUACAUUUAAUGAAAAUAAAAAAAAAAGGAAAUAUAAAAAUAAAAAGAAGGAAGAAGAAUCAUGUGAUGAUAAAUAUUCUGAUAAAAUUUGUUUAAAAAAAUAUAAAAAGAGAUAUAAUAAUUUAUUAUUUUCUUAUUGA